Molecule: messenger RNA, 1063 nt
Organism: Chaetomium fimeti
Lineage: Eukaryota; Fungi; Ascomycota; Sordariomycetes; Sordariales; Chaetomiaceae
Product: cwf21 domain-containing protein
Exons: 2
Coding region: 208-777 (189 amino acids)
Cellular component (GO): nucleus
Source: RefSeq, a predicted model, not a curated record
UUGAGUCACUCCAGGGACCCCUGCAUUGGAAGCAGUCAUUGACACCCCAACUCGGGCAUUCGAUCUCCAAAUCUCCACAACCUUCCACCGCCUUGUCACAGCUAUCUUGCCAUUUAAGCAUCACUAAUAAAAAACACCAAACUUUCAACCACCCUACCCUCCAGGGCCACCCAAUCCGACCCUAACUAUACAACCCCCCCAAACACCAUGUCCGACAACGUCGGCCUCUCCACGCCGCGCGGCUCCGGCACGUCGGGGUACGUGCAGCGCAACCUGGCACACAUGAAGCCGCGCGACAACGCCGCGCCCUACCUACCGCGCAACGACGCCGACAGCCUGCGGCACAAGCCGCGCCAGCCCGACAAGGGCCUGCUGGAGCACGCCCGCAAGCGCGAGGUCGAGGUCAAGGUGUUUGAGCUAAGGGAGAAGCUCGAGGACGAGGAGGUUGACGAAGACGAAAUCGACACCCGCUGCGACGAGCUGCGCAAGAAGCUGCUGGCCGAGAUGGACAAGAACCAGGCUGGGGAUGGGGGGAGGGGAGGAGUUGGGCCGAAGCGGAACUUGAAGAUGCACCAGGUGCAUGAGUUGGCCGACGCAAAGAUCAAGGAGAGCGAGCGAUUAAGACAGGCGCUCAAGAUCAGCAAGGACUACGAGGAGGGGGGCCAUUGGAGGAGACAAGAAGAGAGGCUGAAGAAGAGCCUCGAGCAGGAGGCGGAUGGGAUUGCGGAAGGGGCUAAGGACGAGGAAAAGAGCGAGAGGAGCCGGGAUAGGUAUUGAGAUUGUGCGAGCGACGGCCAAGGCUCUGUUUAUCGGCGUUAUAUAUACGGGGGACAGGCGUUCGGCGUCUUCGGGUCGGAGGAAGCGCUCUGGUUUGGUCUUAUCUCAUAUGGUGGAAAAGGCCUACCGCCUCUUGAGUACUCCUGUCAUGGAGAAUGAGUAGCCCCAGGCUCUUUCCAACCCUUUUUCGGUACCGGCGAUGCUGGUGUAUCAUCAGCUCAGCAACCACUUCCGGCAUCCCCCUUAUGCAGCCAUCCACCACCCUCCCGAUGUUACACAGAGCUGA